AUGGAGCUCCUCCCUUGCAUCGCCACGCUCCUCAUCCUCCUCUCUUGCUCCCUGGCGGCAGCGACGUCGCCUCUGGGGACAAUCGAGCGCGUAACUAAGCAACAAAUCCUGGCAAGCAUCCCGCCGGGCGGGGGCCUGCCCGUGCUCUUCCUCACGUCGCCGUCCGGCAAAUACGCGGCCUACUUCGUGCGCACGCACACCGUGCCGGGCGCCGGCGGCCUCGGCGCCGACUUCUGCUACGUCGAGAUCAUCGACACCACGACGGCCGCCGCCGGCGCAUAUGGCGGCACCGUGGAGGGCGAGGGGGAGGCCGGUGCCGCCGGCGGCGGCGGAACGAGCUUGUGGGAGUCGGAGUGCCGUCCCAUCAGCACCGUCAACACGUGCGCGCUGCUCUUCUCGUGGCAUGGGCUGGAGGUGUUCGACGGCGGCGAGGAGGUGUGGCACGGCGAGACCAACACCGACGGCACCAACUUCCUCGAGACGCUCGAGCUCGUGGACGACGGCGACAUGCGCAUCCGCGACAAGGACGGCGAGCUCGCGUGGCGCGCCAGCGACGAGCCGCGCCACGCGCAGCACUGCGGCGCGCCGGGGUCGCCGGGGCUCGCCGCCGCGCUCCCGCCCUUCGCCGAGCCGCUCGGCGCACACAGCAGCAACCUGCCCUUCGGCCAGGAACCGGACGGCAACGGCCACUCGGCGGAGCUGCCCCAGGCGGCCGAUGUCGGCAGCGGAGCAGCGGCCUUCGGUGGCGCCGCAGGGGUGGCUGGGCCUGGGCUCGGGCUCGGGCAGGGAGAGCACGACGCCGCCGCCGGGUUCGGUGCCCAGCCGUUAGUGGACAACAGUCCCUAUGACAGCGGGGCCUGGAAGGAGGGCCAUGGGGCCCAUAUCACCGCCAUAGGCGUCGCUCUUUGCGUAUCCGCUGUGCUUGGCGCCAUGGGCACGGGUAUCUGA
Miscanthus lutarioriparius is the source of this 948-nucleotide messenger RNA. NCBI's taxonomy places the organism in Eukaryota, Viridiplantae, Streptophyta, Magnoliopsida, Poales, Poaceae. The record is from the annotation of a GenBank genome assembly.